Messenger RNA from Verticillium alfalfae VaMs.102, 645 nucleotides. RefSeq lists its product as hypothetical. Bases 1 to 645 code for a protein of 214 amino acids. Lineage: Eukaryota; Fungi; Ascomycota; Sordariomycetes; Glomerellales; Plectosphaerellaceae. The transcript has a single exon. The record is from RefSeq and is a predicted model, not a curated record.
AUGAGUGAUCUACAUGGCGCAGAUGCUAGCGCUCGCGGCUCGGGGCCUGCCAGGGCAAUUGGCGACGAGCUAUCAACGACAUGCCCAACGGCAUCUACUCCACGACUCCGAGAGCCGCAAGAACCACACACGGAUCCUGGGGACAGCGCUAGCGGCAAGUUACCACGGCAACUCACAGACUAUACUUCUCGGGUCACUGACUCGAACCUCGAGACGCCAUCCUUUCCAUUUCACGUGUUCCUUUACGGGCCCCUGAUGGAUACAGAUGUGCUGCAAGCUGUUGUCGGCAUCGCGCGCAGGCCAACACUCCAUUCCGGGUACAUUCAAGGAUGGCGGGUACGGAUGUACGAUACGCACCCUGCAAUCGUACCGCAGACGACGCUUGGACAAGGAGGGGACGAUGUGGUGGCUGGCGUGGUGUGGGAGUGCCGUUCGCCGAAACAGCUCGCGCGGCUGCGGGAGUACGAGACCGAAGCCUACACGUUGUGCUCCUGCGAGGUUAUCUUGGAAGGCGAAAGGACGGCACUGAAGAACAGCAAAGUGUUCUGCUGGGCCGGCCAUUCGGACAGUGAGGAGUUGACAGAUGGGUGGUUCGAUCUGGGUUGGUAUAGGGAGCACAUGAAGCCUGCGUUUGUGUGCGAUUAG